Molecule: messenger RNA, 9721 nt
Organism: Candoia aspera
Lineage: Eukaryota; Metazoa; Chordata; Lepidosauria; Squamata; Candoiidae
Gene: BRCA2
Product: BRCA2 DNA repair associated
Exons: 26
Coding region: 14-9697 (3227 amino acids)
Biological process (GO): double-strand break repair via homologous recombination; regulation of DNA-templated transcription
Cellular component (GO): nucleus
Source: RefSeq, a predicted model, not a curated record
UACCAGCAGUGCGAUGGAUAAAAAAAAUGUUGAUACAUCUGCGAAGAAACCAUCUUUGUUUGAAAUAUUCAAAGCACAAUUCAGUGAAUCAGACCUAGGACCUAUAAGUCUCAAUUGGUUUGAAGAACUCAGUUCAGAAGCUCCACCUUAUGAUGUGAAAAAAACAGAAGACCCCUUACAUAAAACUAGGGAUCAAAAUACUUUUAAAACCCCAAAGGGGAAAAUGUCUAUAAAUAACCCAUCAGUAUCAACUCCCAUGAUUUUUAAAGACCGGAAUGAAAAUUUAAAGAUGUUUACUUCUCCUAUAGAAGAAUUGGCUCAGUUCAAUGAAGAAACAGGUAAAACUUUCAGUGAAAUGUCUAGACUGAGAACACAAGUGGAUCAAUCAAAUGAAGGAAUGACUCCUCCUAGUUCCUGUGUCUUUGCAAGUCCAGUUGUUUUACAAGAAACAAAAACUAAAUAUGUACUAAGUGAAAGUUUACUACAAACACCCAAGGUUUUUGAGUUUCAGACACAAAAAUGCAUUUCUGAGAGCUUGGGAGCAGAAGCAGAUCCUGAUAUGUCUUGGUCAAGUUCAUUAGCAACACCCCCUACACUUUCUCCAACAGUCAUAAUAGACAGAGGAAAUGAUUCAGUUCCUGGAACAAAGAACCAUAAUGAAAGAAUUGAUACUAUCACAUACGGUCUUUUUUCUAAAUAUGGGAAAAGUCUUAGGAGCAAUAAAAUUAAUAGGCAAUCUUCAUCAGGAAUUGAAACUGAAUAUGCAGUAAUGGACAGCAAAAUCCACAAUCUUGAAAGUUUUUUAAAUGAGCCUUUUGGUAAGAAUGCACUUCCUGGUGAGCUAGGUGGAUACCAAAAGCCAUCAAAUGCACCAAAGGAUGAAGAUAAUCAUGAUGGAACAGACAAUAAUUUUUCUCAAUGUGUUCCCAGCAGUGAAGUUUUUCUUAAAAAAGUAAACUCAGUUGAGAACAAAAAAGCUGUUUUUUAUGAAGAGAAUCAUGAUGAAUUUGAUGGAGAAUAUGAAAUGAUUAAGGCUUCUAAUGAAAGUAGUGUAGCAAAAUGUGAAAGAAAGUUAAAAUCUUCUAAGUGUAACUUGAAUACAAAUGUUCCAGAAAUACAGAAUGCAGUGAACAGAAAGGCGGAUAUGCCAUCAUCUUUGCUUUGUCCGUGGUCUCAGUUGGACUUGUCUGGUCUUGAAAUAACGCAGCUUGAAAAAGAAUCCUUGAAGGGUAUUAGUUCAUCUUUUACCUUAGAGGUCAAAAAAACUUCUCAGGGUAGGACAUCAUCUGUUGAAAAAGAAUGUGCUAAAAUAUUAAAAUCAUGUAUGUUAAACCCAUCAAGUCCAAUACAAGGUAAUAAGAUAAGUUCUCCUGAAAACUCACCAUUGUUGAUCAAGAAUGAUGCAAUAUUGUUGAAACAUGCAGAUGGUGAGCAGUCUUCUUUUGUAAAUUUUCCAGAAAGUAAUUAUUUCUUAAUGAAGAGCAGAACUUUAACAGAAUUCUCAGAAGUCCAAAAUAGUUGCUCUGAUUUCUCAAGGAAUUUUAAAACUCCUUCAGACCAUCCUCUGGGUAAUAUUUCAAGUCAAACUUCUAUUGAUGGCAGACAACUCACAAGGUCAAGCUUGAAAAAUACUAGUUCACUUUCCAGUUUGAGAAGGCGACCCAAAAAAUUCAUUUAUGCUCUAAACAAUUCUCUAGUUUGGGAGGAAGAAGGAACCACACAAAGAGAUGGAUCCCUUACUUCUUUUAUGCCAAUGUUAGAGUCUGGUGUCUCUGAAUUUUCUGAAAUCCCAGUCAAGAAAGAAGGGCAAAUUGAAAAUGCUAAUAAUCAUACUAUAAAAGAAAAAAAGCAAGUAGAUCCUGAAAAAUACUGUGCAUCUGCUAACAUGUUAUAUGAAACUCCAUGUAGUGAAAAGUCAAAUAUUGAACAUAAUGUAACUGAUAAUUCAGCAGUACCUCUAGAAAAUGAUAUGAAGAGAGAGGCCAUAAUGUUGCCUAGUAAUAUUGCUGCUAAUUAUGAAACAGAGUUAACUGAAAAUGGAAUCCAUGAAAUUUGUCAUAGCAAUACUUUGGAUAGAGACAAUGGUAAAAAAUGUACCCAUUUCACAAAACAUAGUUCAUCACAAGAAGCAUUUCUUGAAGAAUGUACAGUGCCAAUGCAAGCAUCAGAAACAGAAAAUAAACAAGUAACCUUGGAAUUAGCUGCACAAUGUUUGGACAGUGAUAUUCACUCAACAAAAGCAUCAAAAUCUAAAAUUAUGGUAUUGGAGAAAGGAAUAGAUACAAAACAGCCUCCAUUAUUAAGUUUAAAAGAAGAUGCACGUGGUAAUAAGCAGAGUUGUUUAGGGUAUGUUUGUCACAGAAAAACCCAGAACUUCAACCAUUUUAGAACUGGAUCUGAUAAACCGAUAGUGCUAUCUGCUGACAAAAUCAGAAGAGGCAAAUUACUGUUCAAAGUUGUAGAAGAUCAACUCCCUGAAGACUUUCAGAAUGAAGGAAAGGGUGCUAUUUCAAGUCAAAAUAAACAGGAAAAUAUUGAGAUUUUUUCAGUUGGACAAAAUGAAAUAAACAAACAUGAAUGUAACUUUUUACAGGUUUCUGAUUCUCUAGUAAACUUUAUUCAUUCAGAUGAUACCAAAAUUGGUUUUCCUGAAUACUGCAAUAAGUCUCUUCAAAACGUGUUUAAAAGUCAGCAACCUGAAGAAAAACAAAAUUUAACAGCAAGCCAAGUAGCUGAAAUUACUGAACUUUCUAAUAUAUUGGAAGAAACAGACAGUCAAUUUGAAUUUACUCAGUUUAGAAAACACAAGACUAUGGUGUACAAUAACACUUCUGAGUCUAAAUGCUUUGAUAAAAUAUAUUUAAAUUCUAAGGUUUGGAAAGAUACAGGAUUUGUGGACAACUUUGAGAAAAAGCAUCCAGGUAAUAAUCGAUCUUCCUAUAAGCAUAUAGAUACUGUGGAAUGUAAGGUUGACAGACAAAGCAAUGAGGAGAUUAUAUUGCUGAAAUCAAACAGAAAAGAAAAUUUUGUCCCAGUUAUUUCAGAUCCCUUACACCCUGAUCUGGGGAAUCAUAGUUCAGCUAAGAACAAAGAUGAGGUUACGAGCAAAGGUGCAGAAUUAGGCAGCAGUAUGAAUGGAAUGGGUGACAUAUUAAACUCUUACAAAAUAAGUGAUGGUUCAAACAAAUGCAGUAGUUGGCAUAUGCCUAUGAAAGAAAUAGAUAUUGACUGGCCUCAGAAAGCCAUAAAAGGAAAUGCUGGAUAUAUAAUGCAAGGUAGCACAAAAGAUACAGUGGCUUUUGUGAAAGAAGAUACAGAAGAGAAGACAAAAGAUGUAGACUGCCAUAAAGAUAGUGUUGUCCAGAUUACUAGCACCACAGAAGUUAACUUGAAAAUUAUUCAAAAAUAUUCUGUACACAUAUCAGAAAAUGAAUUGUCAUCCACUAAAAAUCAAAAUGUUUUAGCUGUACAUCAUUUUGUAAAUUGUGGAAAAACUCAGUGUAACAAUGAUUGCCCAGAAACUUUGUCUGAUCUAACAUGUUUAGCUGAAGUUGCUAAAACUGAAAAAAAUACUACUUUGAAUGAUGCAGGUGGAAAAGAAAGCUUUAUUUCAGAACAAGAGGAAAAAAUAAAUCCAGAGAAUAUUUAUUUUCUACAGAGCAUUCACACUGGUGCUGAUGGGAACAUAUUUGCAGAAAAAAGUAAGAAACUUAAUUUGUUGAUAGGCUCCGAUAUACAGGAAGAGGUAAACAGUAUGUCAUACUGUAGAGGGAAGAAAGGUGCUAGACAUAAAGAAGCUACCACUUCUGUGAAAAAGAGUACAGAAUUAAAUCAAACUGAAAUCUUUCUUGGAUGUAACCUUGAGAAUAUCACUGAAAACAGGGACAAGCAAACUAGUGGUUUUCAUACAGCUAGUGGUAAGCAAAUUACAUUUACUGACAAAUCUUUACUUAAAGCAAGGCAACUUCUUUCAGAAGAAGCUCUCUUUUUUGGAAAUAUGAACAAUAUGAGUAAUCUUAUAAAACCUAGUGUUAAAGAUUCUGUUAAAAAUUUUAAUUUUGGAAAAGGAGCUGAAAAAUGUAGAGAAGCCAGACAUUCUAAUGAUAAUUUUGAAGAUUCUUUGGAUGUGCUGUCAAACACAGUUGAACAUGGUGAAAAUAUUUUCUCCAAAAGUAUUUUUGGGGAAACAUGUAAAAAUGAAAAUUGGAUGACGUCAAAAUGUGACUUACAUUUACUGGAUACAAGCACCUUACAGAAAUAUUCAGCUAAUGAAGAGAAAGCCUCAACUUCAAAACCAUUGAAAGCUAGACCAAUUACAUUCAGUUUCAAAACAGCAGGUGGUAAAACUGUUAAAGUUUCUCAGGAAGCAUUUAAAAAUGUUCAACAAUUUCUUCAUAAUAACUGCAGUAAUUUGGAAUCUCACCCUGAAACAAAUAAAGGUAAUAGUUUAGGAAGUUCUUCUGAUGCUUUUGGCCGUACAGACUAUAUUACUUCUAGUUACUUGAAUGUAGAGAAGAUUCCGGUGGGGUAUUCAGGUGUAUCCCAGUUUCCUAUAACCAAAGAAUUAUGUAAAACUGCCCAAACGUUACCAUGUGCUGUACCUAUGUUAGUGGACACUGUUUCUGAAUCAAAUUGUGAAACUUCAGAUGAAUGUUUUGAAACAGUAAAGUGUUCUAAUACCUGGUUUUCCACCAAAUGGAACUGCAGAUCAGAUGCUUCUACCAAUAAAUGUAUGUUUUUUAGCACAGCAAGUGGUAAGCCUGUUCAGUUAUCUGAAGAAUCACUGAAGAAAGCAAGACUACUUUUUUCUGAAAUUGAAACUGAUUCAUCAGGUCAGAAGAAUUUUGUCUCAGAUUACAGUUACCCCUGUAAUGAAAUACGUUCAGUGAAGAACAUAAAUGCAUCUGAGUCAGGUUUUAAUGCGGAAAAUAAUUUCAACGUAUCUGGGGAAACCUGUAAGAAUGAAAAUUGGAUGACACCAAAAUGUGGCUUGCAUUUAUUGGAUAUUAGCCCCUUAGAGAAAUCCUCAACUAAUGAAGAAAACAUCUCAACUUCAAAACAUUUGAAAGCUAGACCAGCUGCAUUCAGUUUCAAAACAGCAGGUGGUAAAACUGUUAAAGUUUCUCAGGAAGCAAUAAAAAAUGCCCAGCAGUUUCUUCAUAAAAACUACAGGAACUUAGAAUCUCAGUCUGAAACAAAUAGAGGUAAUACCAUUGGAAGUUCUGAUGCUUUUGAUAGUAGUGACUGUAUUAGUUCUAGCUACCUGAAUGUAGAGAAGGUUCCAACAGAAUAUUCAGGUGUAUCCCAGUUUCCUGUAACCAAAGAAUUCUGUGAAAGCGCCCAAAUAUUACCAUGUGCUGUACCCAAAUCAAUGAAAACUCUGUCUGAAUUAAAUUGUAAAAUUUCAGAUGGCUUUUUUGAAAUGCACAUGUGUUCUGAUACCCGGACUUCCAACAAAGAGAACUGCAAAUCAGACUUUUCUACGGACAACUGUGGGUUUUUUAAGACAGCAAGCGGUAAGCCUGUUCAGUUAGCUAAAGAAUCACUAAAGAAAGCAAGCCUACUUUUUUCUGAAAUUGAAUCUGAUUUGUCAGGUUAUCAGAGUUUUGUCCCGGAUUGCAGUUACAAUUAUAACACAGUAAAUUCUGUCAGGAAAAAAGUAUCUCCCAGAGAAAACAGACUACUCAUUUCCCAAAAGGGAAAAAAUCCAAAAAUAGGAGUAUAUUCAAGCAUUCCUUGUGAUUUUAACACAGCAUGUGGAAAGCAACUACAGAUUUCUCAGAAGGCUCUCCAAAAUGUUAUGGGACUUUUAGAAGAAUUUGAUGAUAUCAGUGCAAAUGAUUUCUUUGUUGAUGAAAGUUUAAAGCAAGUUCAUAACUCUCCAAUAAAAACUCCUGUUACAAAAAUUAAACAGGAUCAUGAAGCUAAUUCAUCAUCUAAACCAGAGGAGAAAUGUAAAACCAGAAAGAAUUUGAAUGAAAACAAGACUUCUAAAACACUGAAUAUUGAAAUACCUAUGUGCAUCGGUUAUACUGAGAAAUACAAGCGACCAGCAGAAUUCAUAAGAAGCUUUUCAUGUUCAAAAGAAGUAAUUGAACCUUUGAAGAUGACCCAAACCAGAAUCAAUACUAAAUAUGCAACAGAAGGAAAUCUGGACUUUCUUUGUCCUGUUUAUUCCCAAACUCCAGACAAUUACUCAGAAGUAGAAGCCUCAGAAAGUGCAAAAGCUUUCAUGGAAGAUGAUGAUUUCACAGAUUCAGAAGUACAAAAAUGUAUUCAAAAAUCCACCCUGAGUUCUGCGAAAGCUAAUAAUUAUCUAUUAUGUACAAGAAGUGGGAAAAGACAUAUGGAAAAAGAAAAUACAUUUGGAGAACCUCCUAUUAAAAGAAAGCUGCUGCCCGAAUUUGAUCAAUCAGAAAAAUCCAGUAGAUCAUUGUUCAAAUCUUCAAGAAGCUCUCCAUAUGGUACAAUGAAUGACAGAAAAACAUUCAACAAGAUCUCUUUAAAACCAGCAAUCUGUGGCUCAUUUAGUUCUACAAAUGAACGACAAGAAAUACUAAAUCCAAAUCUUAGUAUUCCAGACCAAGUUAUGAAAGGAUCUAAAUCUGGUGGUUCUUCAGAGCAGUCUUCAGUUAGAUCAUUGGCUCAGUUUGGAAAGAUCUUAACUGAGGAAAACAAGAAAACAAAAAAUUAUCAUUCAGCAAAAAAAACUACCAAGAUCUUUGUGCCACCUUUCAAAAUAAAAUCAAGACCUUCAGAAGGUGAUAUAAGCAAUGUCAAAGAACAUCCCUCAUUCAGUCGCAAAAGUAUCAACAGAAUGGAAGAAUAUAAUGCAACAGAAAUUGACAAAAGCAUCAUUGAAUUAGAAAAAGAUAAUUGUGCACAAAUAUCAGCUUUGGAUUCAGAAGGUAGUAAAAUAGAUCAAGACAUAACAAAAAUGAUAACAUAUCUUCAGUAUGCCAGAAAUCUACGACAAAUGAGAAUUACAAAGAAACAAGAUCAAAUAAUUCAUCCACAGCCAGGCCGCCUGCACCUUGUAAAAAUGUCUUCUGGUCCUUGCAGAACACCUUUAAAAAUUGCAGUCAAAGAGAAAUUGCCUGACUUUUAUUCCAGUGAACAGUUGUAUGCUUUUGGCGUUUCCAAGCAGUGCAUAAAAAUUAGUAGCACGAAUGCAGAAGAUUUUCAAUUUCUCAUCCAGGAUUUUUUCGGUAGAAAAUAUUUUCUAGAAAACCAUGAAAUACAAUUGGCUGAUGGAGGAUAUAUCAUUCCUAAUGAUGAGGGAAAGGCAGGAAAAGAAGAAUUCUAUUGGGCUUUGUGUGACACACCUGGUGUAGAUCCCAAUCUAAUUUCAAAAGCCUGGGUGCAUAACCAUUAUAAGUGGAUUGUAUGGAAAUUGGCAGCUAUGGAGGUUGCAUUUCCACAAGAGUUUGCCAGUAAAUGUUUGACACCAGAAGAAGUACUACUUCAGCUAAAGUACAGGUAUGAUCUAGAAGUGGAUAAAUGUCAACGAUCAGCCAUCAAAAGAAUAACAGAAAGAGAUGAUGUUGCUGGAAAAACAAUCAUACUGUGCAUUUCUAAAAUUAUAUCAUUUAGCACAAAUGUGCCUCACAUUGCUGACACUAAAAGCACCACUGAGGACAACAAAAAAGAAGUGGCAGUCAUUGAAGUUACAGAUGGUUGGUAUGGAAUUAGGGCUGUCUUGGAUCGUCCUCUUCAGUCACUGUUGUAUAGACAGAAGCUGACUGUUGGCCAGAAGAUUGUUGUACAUGGAGCAGAACUUGUAGGAUCUCAGGAUGCAUGCACUCCUUUAGAAGCACCAGAAUCUCUGAUGCUAAAGAUUACAGCUAACAGUACUCGACGUGCUCGAUGGUAUGCCAAAUUAGGAUAUUAUCGGGAUCCUCGGCCAUUCUCUUUGCCUUUAUGCUCAUUGUUUAGUGAUGGUGGGACUGUUGGUUGCAUUGAUAUCAUUGUUCAAAGAAUUUACCCUAUACAGUGGAUGGAAAAAGUAUCAACAGGGUCCUGUGUGUUUCGUAACAAUCGAGCAGAAGAAAGAGAAGCUGCAAAAUUUGCUGAAAAUCGACAAAAAACCUUAGAAGCAUUGCUGGCAAAAAUACAAGCUAAAUUUGAAACGAAUAAUGAUAAAGGCAAAAGAAUACUGCGAUCUCAUACAUUAACAAGGCAACAGAUACGUGGUCUACAAGAUGGUGCAGAGCUUUAUGAAGCAAUUAUUAAUUCUGCUGAUCCAUCUUAUAUGGAGGGCUUUUUCAGUGAACAGCAGUUAAAAGCCUUGAAUAGUCACAGACAGAUGGUCAGUGAUAAAAAGCAAGCACAGAUAGAAGCAGAAUUCAGGAAGGCUGUUGAAUCUGCUGAGCAAGAGAAAAAUAGCUCCUGCCGAAGGGAUGUAUCCACCAUAAUCAAACUACGAAUUGUAGAUUAUGGAACAGAAGAAAGCACAAAAGAAGUUAUACUGAACAUCUGGCGUCCAUCCUCACACGUCUGUAGCCUCUUAAAAGAAGGUCGUCGAUAUAGAAUUUUACAGUUAUCUGCAUCUCACUCCAAAGGCAAGUUGAAGACCGCCAGUCUACAGUUAACAGCUACCAAGAAAACACAGUAUCUACAACCGCCAGUUUCUCAAGAGAGCUUAUUACAAGUUUACCAACCAAGGGAAUGUCUGGUGUAUGGCAAGCUGCUGGAGCCCUCCUUCCGACCAGCUUGUUCUGAGGUGGAUCUGGUGGGAUAUAUAGUUUGUUUCACAAAAAGAACAGGUUUUUCUACAUUGGUAUACCUGUCAGAUAAACAUCAUAAUAUAAUAGCAGUCCAGAUCUAUACAGAUCUCAAGCAGCUUGCUAUUGAAGAUAUAAUCAUUCCUUCUGCAUUGAUCUCUGCAACCAAUCUUCAGUGGCGACCUGAUUUCAAAUCAGACAUCCCCACCCUAUUUGCUGGAGAACUUUCUGAAUUCUCCUCAAACCCAAAGGAAAACCAUCUCCAAGAAAUAUUUAAAGAACUUAAAAAUACCGUUGAGAAUGACAGCUGCUUUAGCAAAGAUGCACAAUACAAAGUCAUGAAUUUGCUAAAAUCAGAUCACUUACAAUUACUUAAUUUGUCCCGAGAACGUGGCUUGGAUCCUUUUUCUUCUCUCUGGAAAUCUGAUGCAGGAAAUAAGCAAGCAAUCACAACUCCCAACAGGGAACUAAAUCCUCAAAGUCCUCUGACCGUUGGAAAAUCAGGCACAAAGCCAUCAUUUACUCUUGGAUCUGCAAAAGUGACACCGGACUAUCAAGAAACUCCAGAGAACUAUAAGAAAAGAAAAGCAAUGGACCUGCUCAGUCAAGUACCUUCCCCUCCACCCGUGAAACCAAUCUGUACAUUUAUUUCACCAUCUCUAAAAAAAGCCUUUCAGCCCCCUCGAAGCUCCCGUCCCCAGAGUGAAAUAUCAACGAAAAGAACAGAAAGCAGCAUUCACAAACCUCCCCCAAUGAAGCUGAACAGGUCUGGUUUUGCUCCUGAAAGCCAUUUCGUUGCGGAUGAGGAGCUUGCAAUGAUAAAUACACAAACCCUCCUAAGUAAUUUUCCGGGAGAGAAAGGAAUGGGAUCUACGGGUGAGACUGAUCCCUCUGUCCAGUCCACCAGUAGAAAAGCCAUGCAUCAGGAUAACACUAAGGGAAAUGAAUAUCCUGCAAAGGAAAAACAGAACUAACCGUUCAUUAGCUGCAUAGGGAAA